Closterium sp. Naga37s-1 is the source of this 888-nucleotide messenger RNA. The record is from the annotation of a GenBank genome assembly. NCBI's taxonomy places the organism in Eukaryota, Viridiplantae, Streptophyta, Zygnematophyceae, Desmidiales, Closteriaceae.
AUGCUGGCGUCACUGGACGACCCCUUCACGCGCUUCUUUGAGCCGGGCAAGUUCCGCUCGCUCAAGGCCGGCACGCAGGGCCAGCUCACCGGAGUCGGCCUCGAGCUCGCCUUCUCUCCGGACGGCAGGCAGCUCGUGGUCGUGGCACCGGUGCCCGGAGGCCCAGCGGACCGGGCGGGAGUGGCUCCCAGAGACGUUAUUUUGCGAGUCAAUGGGGAGGCGGUGGAGGGACUCGGGCUCUAUGAUGCUGCGCAGAAGCUGCAAGGGCCAGCUGACUCCCUAGUGGAGUUGACUGUGCAAAGAGGAGGGGAGGCAGUCAAGCAACUCCCCCAGCAGAGGGGUAGGCAGCAGCCGAGUCAACAAAGUCAACCGAGUCAACAGCAGCCGCAAGAGCUCACAUUUACUCUCACCCGCCAGAAGGUCUCCCUCAACCCCGUUAUCUUCCGAACCUGCGACCUCUCUCGGCAAGCCUCGGCAGCUCUCCUAACCUCAGGGAAUGGUUUGGCAGGCAGCUUCGGCAGCAGUGGGAGCGCUGUGAGCCGUGGUGGGGAGAGUGGUGGUGGUGGAGUGGGUGUGGCGCAGGCAGGGAAUGAAGAGAAGGUAGCCAGUGAGGAGAAGGUGCGGUGCGGUGGGGUGGGGUACAUGCGCAUCACCACCUUCACCCGGAACUCGUUGUAUGUGUGUCAGCUCUCUCCACCAUCCCCUUCGCUGUACCAACUCACCAUCCCUCUCCAUCCCUCUCCAUCCCUUUCCAUCCGUCGCACAGGCGCAUUAAAGCAAGCACUGGAGCAGCUGACAGGGGAGGGGGCCACGGCCUUCAUUCUGGACAUCCGCAACAACAGUGGAGGGCUGUUCCCAUCCGCUAUAGAGAUUGCCAAUAUGUGGUGA